Cyphellophora attinorum is the source of this 369-nucleotide messenger RNA. RefSeq lists its product as uncharacterized. The record is from RefSeq and is a predicted model, not a curated record. The transcript has a single exon. NCBI's taxonomy places the organism in Eukaryota, Fungi, Ascomycota, Eurotiomycetes, Chaetothyriales, Cyphellophoraceae. The coding region runs from base 1 to 369 and encodes 122 amino acids.
AUGCCACACCCAUACUAUGACUAUGCCACCAUCCCACCCUGUGGCCGCAUCACGAUCAACCCAGGAGACAGUCCGCGUCCUACCACGGGCAUUGCCGUGUUCGCCCUCAAUCCCAGCACCCCAGCGGCACAGCCAGCAUCCGCGCCUCCUACUGUCCCUGCUACGACGACAAGCACAACGAGAACGAUCACUUGCACUGUGCAGCCAGCGGGCCCACCUCAGCCUGCCCAAGGAAUGGCGGUGGUCAGACUUCAGCCUGUGCUGACAUCGACUAGCCCGCCGGCCACCGCAGCGGCCGGCAUGGCGGUGGCAUGGACUACGGCGAGUGGAGUUGUUGUGAGGAGUGUUGGUGCUUGGGUGAGGAGAUAG